Messenger RNA from Protobothrops mucrosquamatus (brown spotted pit viper), 1694 nucleotides. RefSeq names its product RING finger protein 145-like. NCBI's taxonomy places the organism in Eukaryota, Metazoa, Chordata, Lepidosauria, Squamata, Viperidae. Gene Ontology annotation, molecular function: ubiquitin protein ligase activity; zinc ion binding. The record is from RefSeq and is a predicted model, not a curated record. The coding region runs from base 46 to 1674 and encodes 542 amino acids. The transcript has 7 exons. Gene Ontology annotation, cellular component: endoplasmic reticulum; endomembrane system.
UCCUUGGCAGGUCAGCUGGUGGUCUGCACCCUUUGUUCCUGUGUCAUGAAAACCAAGCAGAUCUGGCUCUUCUCUGCUCACAUGCUCCCUCUGCUGGCCCGGCUUUGCUUGGUUCCUCUAGAAACUAUUGUCAUCAUCAACAAAUUUGCAAUGGUGUUCACUGGCUUGGAAGUCCUCUAUUUCCUGGCGUCAAACCUUUUGGUGCCAAUCAAUUUAGCAAAGUCUGCCUAUAGAGAACUUGUCCAGAUAGUAGAAGUUUAUGGCUUGCUGGCCCUGGGGAUGACUCUAUGGAACCAGCUGGUGGUCCCUGUUCUCUUCAUGGUCUUCUGGCUUCUACUGUUUGCUCUUCAGAUCUACUCCUAUUUCAGCACUCGGGAUCAGCCAGCCUCUAGGGAGAGACUUCUCUUUCUGUUCCUAACAAGUAUUGCAGAAUGCUGCAGCACUCCUUACUCCUUACUGGGAUUGGUGUUCACUGUCUCUUUUGUGGCACUUGGCGUUUUAACACUCUGCAAGUUUUACCUGCAAGGCUACCGGGCAUUCAUGAAUGAUCCAGCUAUGAAUCGGGGGAUGACAGAAGGAGUCACACUUUUGAUCCUGGCUGUGCAGACUGGACUCAUUGAGUUACAAGUAGUGCAUCGGGCCUUCCUGCUCAGUAUUAUUCUCUUCAUUGUGGUGGCAUCCAUCCUGCAGUCCAUGCUGGAGAUCGCAGACCCCAUUGUCUUAGCUCUGGGAGCUUCAAGAGACAAGAGCCUUUGGAAGCAUUUCCGUGCCGUGAGUCUGUGUUUGUUCUUGCUGGUUUUCCCAGCUUACAUGGCCUACAUGAUCUGUCAGUUUUUCCACAUGGACUUUUGGCUGUUGAUCAUCAUUUCUAGCAGCAUUCUCACUUCUCUACAGGUCCUGGGGACGCUUUUCAUUUAUCUCUUAUUUAUGGUGGAAGAGUUCAGAAAAGAGCCGGUAGAAAACAUGGAUGAUGUUAUUUACUACGUGAAUGGCACCUAUCGGCUGCUGGAGUUUCUCGUGGCUCUUUGUGUUGUGGCCUACGGCGUAUCCGAGACCAUCUUUGGAGAAUGGACCGUGAUGGGCUCCAUGAUCAUUUUCAUUCAUUCAUACUAUAAUGUGUGGCUUCGGGCUCAGUUGGGAUGGAAAAGCUUUCUUCUCCGCAGGGAUGCGGUCAAUAAGAUCAAAUCGCUGCCCACAGCCACCAAAGACCAGUUGGAACAGCAUAACGAUAUCUGUGCCAUAUGCUACCAGGACAUGAAAUCGGCUAUCAUCACACCCUGUGGUCAUUUUUUCCAUGCGGGCUGCCUUAAGAAAUGGCUGUAUGUGCAAGAAACCUGUCCCUUGUGCCAUUGCCAACUUAAAAACACCACUCAGCCCCCUGGGCUUGGACUGGAGCAAGUGCCACAAGUAAAUCUUGGAGCAGAGCAACAUACUGUUCAUCAAGAAGCUACUGGAGCUCCCAAUAUUCAACACCAGGAAGGGAAUGGAGUUGAGCCUGUGGACAAUGGACAAGCUGUCAUAGAGCAGGACUCUGUUGAUGUCAAAGAAGAUUACAACACUUUGGACAGUGCAUCUUCCAGUGAAGCCAGCCAGGUAGCAACUGGCCCAGAAGGAUUGGCUGAAAAACAGGAAGAGAUGAUAACACAAGAUCUACAAGGAGGCAUCCAGAAUUGAACUAGCAAAGUCUGGUGCAA